UAUUUACAAAUUGAAACAUCUCCAAAUGCUAGACAUUAGCUACAACGAUCUCAGUGGUAACUUACCUUUGUGUCUAGCAAAUUUGACUUCUCUUCGACGAUUAUACCUCUCUUUCAAUCACUUCAUUGGAAACAUCUCUUCAUCUCCACUUAGAGAUUUAAUAAACCUCGAAUAUCUAUCAGUUUCAGGAAAUCUUUUUCAAAUCCCAAUCUCAUUAAGUCCAUUUUUCAACCAUUCAAAAUUCAAGUAUAUGGAAAGUAGGGAUAACAAAAUAUUUGCAGAAACAAAUGAUCAGCACUUGAACCCAAGAUUUCAAUUGGAGAGGCUUGUAUUAUCUAGUGGUGGAUAUUGUGGAGUAUUCCCCAAAUUCCUUUAUUACCAGCAUAACCUACAAGUUGUUGAUCUAUCACACAAUCAAAUGAGAGAAGGGUUUCCAUCUUGGUUGUUGCAGAAUAACACAAAAUUAGAACAACUUUACUUAAUCAACAAUUCUCUCUCAGGGCCUCUCAAAUUACCAAUUCAUUCCCAUAUGUAUUUGUCAUGGUUGGAUAUCUCAGACAAUUUCUUCCAAGACUUCAUCACACCAGAGAUAGGAACAUAUCUGCCAAGAUUGAGAUAUGUAAAAAUGUCGGGAAAUGGUUUCAGUGGUAGUCUUCCUUCUUCACUUGGAAAUAUGAGCUUGUUGGCAUAUUUAGACUUAUCCAACAAUAAAUUGUCAGGUAAUAUACCAGAGGGGCUGGGGAACAUGCACUUUCUUCGCGUUUUGGAUCUUUCAAUGAAUAAUAUCUCAGGAAGUCUACCAUCCAACUUUUGCUCUUCAAAAAUAAAAGAGAUUUAUUUGUCUAGAAAUGGGCUACAAGGGUCAUUGGAGGAUGCAUUUUAUGGUUGCUCUGAGUUAAUUGUGUUAGAUUUGGGCCAUAAUCAUAUGACUGGAAGCAUUCCAUCAUGGAUUGGAGAAUUUUCUCAAUUGAGCUACCUAAUCUUGGGGCAUAACCAUAUUGAUGGGGAAAUCCCAGUUCAAUUGUGCAACUUGACUCAAUUAAGUUUGCUUGAUCUUUCUCAUAAUCAUUUUUCUGGUGAAAUACCUCCUGAAAUUGGAACUCUCAGCAUGAUCAAGGUAUUGAAUUUGUCAUAUAACAAGUUGAUUGGUGCAAUCCCACCAACAUUUUCAAACCUGGGGCAAAUUGAGAGCUUGGAUCUUUCUUAUAACAAUUUGGAAGGGAAAAUUCCUCCUCAACUUACUCAGCUAUAUUCUCUAGCUGUAUUCAAUGUAGCACACAACAAUCUAUCUGGCAAAACACCUGAGAGGGUUGCACAAUUUGCAACAUUUGACCAGAGUAGCUACGAGGGAAAUCCUUUGUUGUGUGGACUGCCACUGCCGAAGAGUUGCAACAACACAUCUCCAUCACCACCAGUAACUCCAACAGAAGAAAAAGAAGAUAACAGCUUCAUGGAUAUGGGUGUUUUCUAUGUGAGCUUUGUAGUGUCGUACAUCAUGGUGUUGCUAGCAAUAGCAGCAAUUCUAUACAUAAACCCAUACUGGCGACGAAGAUGGUUUUACUUCAUAGAAACGAGCCUUACCGGUUGCUACUAUUUUCUGGUGGACAAUAUUACUCUACUGUCCAAAUUUGGACUUUCAUAGAAUUGAGGCUUGACAAGUUCAAUGCUUGACUAUAUGU
This is a messenger RNA of Manihot esculenta (cassava), 1679 nucleotides long. Its product is annotated as receptor-like protein 13. NCBI's taxonomy places the organism in Eukaryota, Viridiplantae, Streptophyta, Magnoliopsida, Malpighiales, Euphorbiaceae. Gene Ontology annotation, molecular function: protein binding. The record is from RefSeq and is a predicted model, not a curated record. The transcript has 3 exons. The coding region runs from base 26 to 1642 and encodes 538 amino acids.